Messenger RNA from Cloeon dipterum, 2729 nucleotides. Its product is annotated as TBC domain-containing protein kinase-like protein. The record is from RefSeq and is a predicted model, not a curated record. Gene Ontology annotation, biological process: protein phosphorylation. NCBI's taxonomy places the organism in Eukaryota, Metazoa, Arthropoda, Insecta, Ephemeroptera, Baetidae. Bases 173 to 2656 code for a protein of 827 amino acids. Gene Ontology annotation, molecular function: protein serine/threonine kinase activity; ATP binding. The transcript is spliced from 15 exons.
CCUAAACAUUGUGACACCCCUUAUUCCUAAAAAAAAUUGAUGUCGGGGAAUUUGGAGAUCAUUAAUUAAUUCAGAAUUUUGAAUGAGACAACACUGCUGGCAGUCGUGGUCAAAUUAGUCCCGUUGUAUGGACGCCAGAAAUUCAAAGUAAACUUAACCAAAAACUUUGAGGAUGACCGAGUAUUCGGGGAAGGUUCGCUUUGGAGCAACCACUUUUUUUGCCAAGAGUCACUCCAUCGAAUCAUGUGGCAGCAAUGGUUUACCUCUAACACCAAACUCGAUCAGCAUUUUAGGAACAGCCCAAAAAUUAAAGACAUUAAAACACCCAUACCUAUGUUCCUACCUGGACAUCAUUCGCGGAAAACAUGAAAGGAUUUCGGUUGUUUGUGAGCUCUUUCCUAGAAAUCUAUCUCAAAUCAUGGCAGGAAACAAAAAAUGGGAGUCAAUAGAAAUUCUGCUGCUUUUGCAUCAAGUGUUGGAGGCUCUUUCAUAUUUGGAAGCAAACGACAUAGUGCACCGAGCCCUAGACCCUGAAAAUAUACUUAUUGGCUGGAGUGGCGAAGUCAAAUUAUUCAAUUAUGGUCUCCAUUACAUGACUGGAUCAGGAAAAUAUGUUACAUUCCCUAUCGGACAACCUCGCUACUUGGCGCCAGAAAUUCUUCUUGCAGGCCCUCAAGGGAUGCCUCUAACUUCAAACAAAGUUGAUAUUUGGUCGCUUGGUAUGAUUGGUGCAGAAUUAGCUCUUGGUGAGGCACCUUCCUCGCCACACUCUGCUGGCGGGAACAUGGUGCAGCUUGGAAGAAGUUUGAGAAGAGUGCUGAGUCUCGUACACUGCGAAGGAUCUGUUUUAGAAAGACUAGCAAGGGAAUCAGGCAAAGAAAUCGCUUAUGAGAAAAUGGAUUCUACUUUAAGAGAACUCUUAGAAUCCUGUCUAUCUGUAGUACCUUCAAAAAGGCCAGCGCCUUCUGAGCUUUUGAAUAGCAGUGUGUUUGACUGCAUUUCUGGCCAGGAGUCGCAGCUCGGUAGCAUCCCUAAAGAAUCAGUGAAGCGAGAUUAUCUAGGAGACCGGAGCUUACAGGAAAUUUUCUACCUGUGGCAGCUUGCAGGUGGAGACGUUCAUGGCGAGCUCCGACGCCAAGGCUUGGUGAGGAGAAGGCCUCCAAUUCUCUCCAUUGGAAACCUUCUCUUGCUGGAAGGUAAGCAUUUUGGAGCCACUCGUGAUCCAGCAACAUUGUACGACCCUAGAGUUGUACCUCUCCCUAUGGAAAGUCUGUACAGUCGGUUGGAAAAUGUUCCACCUGAAAGCUACUUCCCUCUCAUCGAAACUCCUGAAAUAAGCUCCUGGGGACCUAGUGCUGAGACGUGCUGUCUUCCACUGGUGAUAAGAGAAAAAGAUACAGAAUACCAGUUUCAUAGGAUUAUAUUGUUUGAUCGUCUUCUGAAAGCUUGGCCCCAUCAGCACGCUCGAAUGUUGCGAGAGGCAAAGCAGGAUGUUCCUCCUAUGCUUAGAGCUGCAGUGUGGGCAGCAUUAUUAAACGUCAAAGGCGACGUUGAGGGCCAAUACAUUGCUCUAGACAAAGAAACACCAACACCCACAGAUCGACAAAUUGAGGUAGACAUACCUCGCUGCCACCAAUAUGACGAGCUUCUUUCAUCAUCUGUUGGCCACUUGAAAUUCAAAAGAUUGCUAAAGGCGUGGGUGGUUGGACAUCCACAAUACGUUUACUGGCAAGGCAUCGACUCCUUGUGCGCACCCUUCCUUUAUUUGAACUUCAACAAUGAAGCAAGGGCUUAUGCUUGUCUUGCUGCUUUUGUGCCCAAAUAUCUGCAAGGAUUUUUCUUGCAAGACAACUGGGCAGUCGUUCAAGAGUACUUGGCUGUGUUUGCAAGACUCACCGCAUUCCAUGAACCAGUGCUAGCUAUGCACAUGAGGGCGAUUGCUUUUGUGCCGGAGCUGUUUGCAAUUCCAUGGUUCCUUACCAUGUUUUCGCAUGUUUUUCCCCUUCACAAGAUUCUGCCCCUGUGGGACAGGCUUUUGCUCGGUGACUCGUCAUUUCCUCUUUUUAUUGGACUAGCCAUAUUACGACAACUACGCGAUACUCUACUCUCUUCUGGCUUCAACGAGUGCAUCCUCCUGUUCUCAGACCUGCCAGAUAUAGAUAUAGGAAAGUGCACGAGUGACUCGGUUGCGCUAUACUGCGCCACACCGAAAAGUGCUACAUUCAGACAGAACAGUUUGAAAACAGAGAUCCUGGAUACUCCUUUUGACGUUGAAGCGCAAACAAUUGCAGAACUAAAGGCAGAACUUUGUCCAAGAAUAAGUGGGCGAGAUUUCAUUGAGCUGCUUGAGCCAACUAGAGACAAAAACUGCCUUCAAGUCAUUGAUAUUCGCCCAGUUGAUGAAUUUGCCAAGGUGUCUUUCCUCAAAAGCGUCAACAUUCCAUUCGUAGAUGGUGAAAGCGAGCCAGAAUUAGCGCCAGUAAGCAAUUUCAAGGGCAAAAUCACGAUAAUUGUAGGCACAGAUGUAUCACAAGCCGCUAAGUUUGCUGAGAUCCUUCUUGAGAAUGGAAUCCCAAGAGUGUGCAUACUUCAUAACCCAACUUAUGUAAUUAAACACUGCAACAUCAAAUUGCUAGUCCGCCAACAAAAACUUUAGUGAGAUCUACAUGAGAGGUACAUUCACGUAUUGCUGUCAUUCUAUCUUGAUUAAAUCAUUACAAUUCCUAGUA